UGUCUGCAGAACAUGCUGUGAAGGACCGACUGGACAUCUUUCAACAUGAAGGGACUUUGCUAGCGUGUUAGAAGCAUAUGAAUCACUUUAGACCCCCCAUCUCCUGAUGGACCACUAGAAGCUCCCAGUGGACCAUCAGGAGUCAAGGGCGUAUAUGAGGGCUGGCUGGACUUUAGUGCAUUUUAACUUGCUGCUCUUCUUCAUCAUCAUCUUCUUCAACAGACAACAUCUUCACGGAGCAAAGAGACCCAACAAGCUGGAGUCAAUGUUUGCUGCUUUGCUUUUCAUUUCCUUCUGGAGUCCCUGAAGAUGCAUGAGCAGAACCACACUGCAUCCUGACAGAACAUCUGCUGGUCCGGUUCUCAUGAGGAGACGAUUGAAUUCACAUUUUGGAGAAUUAUUUCUUUUACGUAUCGGCUCAGUGGCCCAGGCCAUCGAACUGGUCCUGACGUGUUUAUGUGACGGUUCUGUUUGGAGAGCCACACAAACUGCCUCUUCAGAACCAUCAGUCCCCAUCAUCCUGCUGGCAAGCAGCAAAAAGAAGUCAGAGCUCCAAUGCGGUUGCAUUUCUGGUUCCCUUCAGGUUGGGUCGAAAUGGCUCUGCACGUCCUGUCGGGCCUGCUGGUUCUACUGAACGUGUGCUCUGCCCGGCCGCCACCAGCGAUGAAGAUGGAGGAAGAUUGGCACGUGUCGGGCUCACUGGCCGCCAGGGCGACACUGCCGUGCCGCUUCUCCAUCACGCCCACAACGACCCCACCCACCGAGGUGCCGCUGAGGGUCAAGUGGACCCGUAUGGAGGCAGGGGAGGAGAGUGUGGUUCUGGUGGCCCAGGGGGGCAUGAUCAAGGUGGGUCAGGACUACGAGGGCCGGGUGUCGCUGCCCCCUCGCACGCUGGAGCUGGGCCACGCCUCUCUGGACCUUGCCGGGCUCAGGGCGAGCGACACGGGCCGGUACCGCUGCGAGGUCAUGUAUGGCAUGGAGGACCGCCACAGCAGCACCAGCCUGCACGUCACCGGCGUGGUGUUCCACUACCGGGCCAACACCAGCCGCUACGCCUUGGACUUCCCUGCAGCGGCGGAGGCGUGCCGCUCCGUCGGCGCGGCCAUGGCGACCUCCGAGCAGCUGGCAGCGGCCUUCCACGAUGGUUUGGACCACUGUGACGCCGGCUGGCUCGCGGACCAGACGGUCAGAUAUCCAAUCACGCAUCCUCGUCCAGGAUGUGACGGUGACCUAAAGAGUCGACCUGGAGUGAGAACUUACGGCAUCAGAUCACCUUCAGAGAAAUAUGACGUCUUUUGCUACAUAGACAAACUAGACGGUGAGGUCUUCUACCCCCCGUCCCUGAGCGACAAGUUAACCCUGCAGGAGGCCGCAGUGGAGUGCCAGAAGCACGAUGCCGUGUUGGCAUCGCCCGGCCAGCUCUUUGCCGCCUGGGGGGCGGGGCUAAACCGCUGCGACUAUGGCUGGCUGUCCGACGGGAGCGUCCGCUACCCCGUCAACAUCCCCCGCCCUCAGUGCGGGGGGGGCUUACUGGGGGUCCGAACGCUGUACAAGUACGAUAACCAGACGGGAUUCCCCGACCCCACAGACAAACACGGAGCCUACUGCUUCCAAGCCAAGCUGGCAGAAACAACUGUGACCCCCUACCCUCCAACGUCAGCAGACCCUCAGAGAGGAGCGGUCACUCGUUCAACAGUUCACCUCGACUCCGCCCCCUCAGAGACCACAGUAUCCCUGCUGUCACAUGAUGAUAAAGACGUUCUUGGAACUGGGCAGACUGGGCUGGAGUCGGUACCGGUCAUAGAGGCCGUCUUGUUUCCCACCACACUGCCCCCGCCUGUCGACGUCCCCCUGGGGGGGUCCGGGCGGUGGGAGAGCAGCAGUGAUGACGCUUCUAGCGGCGCCGACCUGGAAGCGGCGCCAACCCCCACUUACGUGUGGGAGCGGACCACCCCUACACGCGCUUGGCUAGACGAGACCCCCCCGGGCUCUCAGAGUCAAAUGCUGCCUCUUCCUGAACGGACCCCCACGGCUCCGCCUGGAGAGGUGGAGCCACAACAGCCUGCCCUGGUUUUUAAAGUGGACACGCCCCCGCUGACCUUUGACCAAUCAUCACUGGCACUUCCUGAUGAGGGGGGCUCAUCAGCCAAGCCCCCCUUCCACGUCAUCAUCGUCAACGUGCACGACCGAAACCAAUCAGUCGAUCGCAUCCUGCAGCUCCUGAACUCGCCUGUGGAGGGCGCCCACGGCGCCGCUUUCCCCCAAAUCACGGACCUCUCGCAGGUCGACCCCCUGGAGCCGUCGCUCAUCAGUCUGCCCCCUGCCGUCAGCUUCAUCGACGGGAGGCACAAAGUGACCUUUGACAGCAGGCUGCCCGAGGAGGCGCGGGGGGAUCAGUUUGAGACCGCCUCCCCCAUCACGGUGGAGGAGAGCGUGUCACCGUUUGACUACUCCGCCCCGGAUGGCCAAACAGAGGAGGAUCACAUGACCCAGGAGGGUGGUGACAUUUCUUCCUUCCCGACCAAAACACCCCCAAGGACCACCGUCCUGCCCCCCACCUUGUCUUUGGACAACACGGAGGGCUCGGCGGAUGACGCCCUCCCGCCUGCCACCGUCAGCCUGUCACACGUCAGGACAGACGAGGCAGAAAUCGGAGAGACGGAGAGUCCGGCUUUUGUCCCGGAAGAGGGGGGGUCGGGUCAGGACGCUGAGAUGGAAGAGAUGCCCACCAGCACGCCAGCCCCCAGUCGGUUUGUGGAGGUCCCAGUGGAGUCCCCGGCUGUGGAUGGGGUCAAAGAGGGGGUCUCGAGUAGGGAGCAGCUGUCAGGGGAGGGGGAGGUUCCAGGAGAGCGGGGUGGUCUAAUUCCUGGAGAGGUGAUGGCUUUACCAACCACUGCAGCUGAGAGAGGAACCACUCUGGACCAAGACCAAGCAACAGACACCCGCCCCCCACCUGGCGUCAAACACCCUCCAUUUACCACUCAGAGGGGCCCCCGCCCCCCUCACCCCGCCAAACUUGGCUAUAAUGAGACCACCUCGUUGUUUACGGGCUUUCCACGUUCCACCCCUCCCCCCUCGCUCUCUGACAACACCCGCUCCGUCCCGCAGUGGGCGCUGACCCCCGACCCGGUCGCCACCCCCCUCCCGCCAGAGGACUUUGUGGACUACGACAAAGUGAUUGCCCCCCAGCUGGUGGAGUCGCUGCCCCCCAGGCCCGAGGAGACCCCAAAGCAUCCUGACAAUGUCACGGCUGGCAUUCCUAAGAUGACGAUGUCAUCAUGUCACGUGAUCGCAGGCACACAGCCAUGUUCUUCCAGCGUGUGCCGUCAUGGUGGCUCGUGCUACCAGCGAGGCUCGCAGAACGUUUGCAUGUGUCCACCUGGGUACACCGGGGGGCGCUGUGAAACAGACGUGGACGAGUGCCAGUCCAACCCGUGUGUGAAUGGCGCCACCUGCGUGGACGAGGUCAACGCCUUCUCCUGCCUCUGCCUGCCCAGCUACGCAGGACAGCUGUGCCAGCAAGACACUGAGGUGUGUGGUUCAGGCUGGCACAAGUUCCAGUCUCACUGUUACAAACACUUCACGCACCGUCGCACCUGGGACGCCGCCGAGAGAGAGUGUCGACUGCACGGUGCCCACCUGGUCAGCAUCCUGUCCCAUGAGGAGCAGCUCUUUGUCAAUCGUCUGGGCAGCGACUACCAGUGGAUCGGCCUCAACGACAAGAUGUUUGAGAGAGACUUCCGCUGGACAGACGGCAAGGCCAUGCAAUACGAUCACUGGCGUCCCAACCAGCCCGAUAGCUUCUUCCAGUCCGGCGAGGACUGCGUGGUCCUCAUCUGGCAUGACGGCGGCCAGUGGAACGACGUGCCCUGCAACUACCACCUGUCCUUCACCUGCAAGAAGGGAACAGUGUCGUGCGGCCCCCCGCCUGCCGUGAAGGACGCACGCGCUUUCGGCGCGGCGAAGCCUCGCUACGAGGUCAACUCGCUGAUGCGCUACCACUGCAGGGCGGGCUACAUGCAGAGACACGCCCCCACCAUCCGCUGCCGCCCCAACGGCCAAUGGGACGCCCCCAAAGUGAUGUGCAUGAACCCUGCGACCUUCCACAGGUGGCUUCCCCUGCACCGCCGCACCAGUGAGGUUCGCUACGACCUCCACGCCCGCCACGCCACACGUCACCAUAGCGACCUGCGUCAGAGCUACGACGGCUCGCAGAGCUCCUGGAAUCCUCUGCCAGGCCGCUUCCAGAGGGACAAACGUCACGGGACACACUGACGUUGCUGCCGAGGUGCCAGUCAAGGGCGACGCUGAGCCUGAACUGAACAGUCAUGUGACUUUAGCUCCAUCAAACACAUGAACGCAACACGCCACUGUGGCCGCUCUGAGAGCCCCCCCCCCAACUGGGUUGUGGGCUGUUUUUUGGUAUUUUGGUACUCUUGCUGCGACCAAAACUGCUGCCAGUCACCCGCGCUCGGGACGUCCCGCUGGGCUCAUCGCCAUGGAGACAACUGACUCUUCACUUUUUUCCUCUCAGUUGGUGCUGCUGGUUUGGACUUUAUAUGAUAGAAAGCCUUAAGAAUUUAACUUAUUCUACUGUGAUAUGAAAUAAUAAUUAUGAUAAUUUAGCUGCUUUCUUCCCAGCACAAGCUGGAAUUCUUGGAAUAUUUGGGAAUGUGACGUCUUUGACCAAAUAUCCACACGCUUAAAAGUGAUGAAUAAAUAGUUUAAAGUA
This is a messenger RNA of Dunckerocampus dactyliophorus (ringed pipefish), 4732 nucleotides long. Its product is annotated as versican core protein-like. Gene Ontology annotation, molecular function: hyaluronic acid binding; calcium ion binding. Bases 556 to 4275 code for a protein of 1239 amino acids. Gene Ontology annotation, biological process: cell adhesion. The transcript has 17 exons. Lineage: Eukaryota; Metazoa; Chordata; Actinopteri; Syngnathiformes; Syngnathidae. The record is from RefSeq and is a predicted model, not a curated record.